GUCUGAGGGGAACAAGGAGAGUUUACACCCAGAGUUUGUGAAGAAGACUUCUGCGCACACCACCCCCACCCUGUUGUCCAACUGAGGACCGACAGCCUGGGGACAGUUGGACAGUGGAGACACAGAACUUAGGAGCGAGCACCCUGAUGUUAAUUUGGAUCUGGUGUGAAAGUUGCAAACCAGGUUUUCGUAAAGGAGAUUUCCAAUGUUACCUUUUCACAGAAAGUGUAGUUUGGGCGGUUUUGACCAGCAGAGUCCAGAGCAUCUCCUGGUUAAAGAAGAAGAGGAAGAACUUUGGAUCACUCCAAUAGGAGAGCCCUUUUUGAAGAGAAAAGAUGAAGAAAAACAUCACUUAUCAGAGAUUAAUCACAUCAAAACUGAAGAUAACAGAGAGACAGACGCUUCAACCAGCACCUCAGCUGAACAGAUGGAAACAAAACCUGAUGGAGGGGGCGGUGAGGGACCAGAACCUGUUUUGAAAUACUGCCUCCAGCUAAAAACUGAUAAAAUUGCUACGGAUUCUUCUGCGACUGAAGUUAGUGAUGAUGAUAAUGAUGAUUGGCGGGGGCCUUUGUCAGGCUGUGAACCAGAAACUAAAAAAAACCUUAAUAACAGUGAGAGAACAGAACCUCAGUCACAGUCUGGUAAACUGUUGGCCUCUGAGCUAUUUCCUCAGACAGAAAAAAGCUCUUCCAAUUGCUUACCUCGGAAGAAAUGUGUUAGAGUCAAAGAAAAAGUGUACCUCCAUUCAGUUCCUGAUGGCCACAAGCAAUUUGGUUGUAAUAUUUGUGGAAAACAUUUUACCCGAAAGGGAAAUCUGGAGACGCACAUGCUAGUUCACAAACAAGAAAAACCCUUCACCUGUGAGGAGUGCGGUAAAAACUUUAGACGCCAUUUACAGCUUACAGUUCACCUCAGAAUUCACAGAGGUGAGAAACCUUUUAGUUGUGAUUUUUGUGGUAAAGGUUUUAUGGUAAACAGUACUUUACAAGCACACAAGAGACUCCACUUAGGGGAGAAACCAUUUAGUUGUGAUGUUUGCGGUAAAACUUUUCAUGUAAAGAGGAUUUUGAAAGUGCACAUGAAAGUCCACUCAGUAGAAACCCCAUUUCAUUGUACAAUCUGUGAAAAACAAUUCAAGUGUCCAUAUAUUCUUAAAAAACACAUGAGCAUUCACACUGGGCUGAAGCCAUUCGUUUGUGGUGUUUGUAGUAAAGCCUUCUCACACGAACAAACUUUGAAAACUCACAUGACUGUUCACACUACAGAGAAACCGUUUGCAUGUGAUAUUUGUGGUAAAAAUUUCAAAUAUAUGUCCUAUGCUCGAAGACACAGACAGUUUCACAGUGGUGAAAGUGGACAUAGCUGCGAUAUUUGUGGGAAAACAUUUAUAUUAAAACCUGCACUCAUUGCACAUAGGAGGAGCCACACAGGAGAAAAACCCUUUUCCUGUGACGAAUGUGGAAGAAAGUUUCACGUUAAGGCAAACCUUAACCAGCACACAAGGGUCCACUCAGGCGAGAGGCCAUUUGCCUGUGAUGUUUGUGGUAAAAGAUUUAGCAGAAAGACGCAUCUUAAAGUCCACACUCGGAUACACUCAGGAGAAAAACCAUUUCUCUGCAAUAUUUGUAAAGAAAGAUUUCGGUUUAAGCACAACCUGAAAACACACAUGAGAGUUCACACAGGAGAGAGGCCUUAUGUUUGCAAAGUUUGCGGUAAAGGGUUUUCACGACAAGAGCAUCUAAACAAACACAUAGCUGUUCACACGGCAGAAUGACUUUUAGUCAUAGUGGCCAAUGCUUGGCUAAGGUUACAAUGCAACAGCCUGAGUGGUUUUUCAUAUAUGGACAUUUGGAUAUGUAACUAUCAGUUUUAGCUGAAAAAAAAA
This is a messenger RNA of Cyprinodon variegatus (sheepshead minnow), 1888 nucleotides long. RefSeq names its product gastrula zinc finger protein XlCGF26.1-like. The record is from RefSeq and is a predicted model, not a curated record. Gene Ontology annotation, biological process: regulation of transcription by RNA polymerase II. Bases 206 to 1777 code for a protein of 523 amino acids. Lineage: Eukaryota; Metazoa; Chordata; Actinopteri; Cyprinodontiformes; Cyprinodontidae. Gene Ontology annotation, cellular component: nucleus. Gene Ontology annotation, molecular function: RNA polymerase II transcription regulatory region sequence-specific DNA binding; DNA-binding transcription factor activity, RNA polymerase II-specific. The transcript has 2 exons.